Aspergillus neoniger CBS 115656 is the source of this 930-nucleotide messenger RNA. RefSeq lists its product as uncharacterized. The record is from RefSeq and is a predicted model, not a curated record. The coding region runs from base 250 to 561 and encodes 103 amino acids. Lineage: Eukaryota; Fungi; Ascomycota; Eurotiomycetes; Eurotiales; Aspergillaceae. The transcript has a single exon.
UUAUCACUUAUUACUUAUAUACCCAAUAGCCUUGAUCUACAUACCACACUUAUUGAUACUUAUACUGGUUACCCCCGCAAUUUCGCCACUCACUCACUGUCAACCACCAACUCUAACUAACCUGACAUUCUUUACUACCUACUACUUAUCUAUCCACCUCUACCACAACUAUACUAUACUAUACUACAAUUACAUCCACAUCUUCAUCUCCAUCCACAAGCACACUAUACCAAGACCAAACCAACAACCAUGACACUCCAACUCCCAUCCCCACCACCAUCACCAACCCCCACCUCAAGAUCAAAUUCAGACUCAGGCUCAAUAACCCUCCCCCGCUCACAACAAAGCAUCGAAACCGAUCUCGCAACCCUCGAAGCCAUGAUCGAGGAACUGGGCGAAGCAGGGCGGAGGGGAAGGAUUGGUGGAACUGGAACUGGAACUGGAACUGGAGCUGGAACUGGAGCUGGAACUGGGAGAGGACGGAGGAGGACGAGGACGAGGUGUGUGGAGAGGGUGGAGGAUGUGAGUGGGGCGAUGAGGGUUUGUACGAUUGGGGGAUGAAUUUCUUGCUCUGGUCUGCUAUGCUUUGCUCUCUUUGUUUAAGGUUUGGGGAUGAGCGAUGGGGUUGCGCGGUGUUGGGUGGUUAUUCGUUGUGGAUUUCAGGGAGUUACUUGGUGAUGGGAUUCUUUGGGAUUUUGGGGGAUGGUGUUGAUGAUGGAUAUGUAUAUGGCUAUGAAUGUGGCUGUUUAGCGUGCUUUUGCUUGGGGGUUUGGGUUUGGUUUUAAUCGAGGAUAGAUGGGUGGCGAAUUUGCUGCUGCUUGCUUUGGAUCAUAGCUAUGGUGUUUGGAUUGCUUACUGUCGAGUUAUCUUGAUCAUAGAUCUGCUAUAGUAUGGGAUGAUGGUAAAUGUAUAUUGUAUAUUGCUUUCAGA